Molecule: messenger RNA, 5132 nt
Organism: Xenopus tropicalis (tropical clawed frog)
Lineage: Eukaryota; Metazoa; Chordata; Amphibia; Anura; Pipidae
Gene: nrtn
Product: neurturin
Exons: 3
Coding region: 976-1611 (211 amino acids)
Biological process (GO): nervous system development; glial cell-derived neurotrophic factor receptor signaling pathway
Cellular component (GO): extracellular region
Molecular function (GO): receptor tyrosine kinase binding; growth factor activity; glial cell-derived neurotrophic factor receptor binding
Source: RefSeq, a predicted model, not a curated record
CACACACAUAUAUACACACACGCUCACCCUCCCACCUCUCAAGCCCUUCCUUCAAGAGAAACUCCUUUUCUCCUUCCAACAAGGUUCUGGGUGGCUGGAAGAGGGAGAAAGAUUAAACAUCAGACUACUGCUAAAAAUAAUUAAUCCUACAACAAUCCUAUGAAGGACUUUCCUUAUCUCUCUCCCCACACAUACAUAAUGUAACACAGAAGAAGAGAAUUUAUCAGGAACAUUUACCAAGAGCUUCUGCAGACUGGGACUGGACCAGGCAUAAAAUGAUGGGAAUUUCUGAAGAACGUUAAGUUGCUGUAAGGUUAGUCCAGGGAAAGCUGAAGGGAUCUAUGUUUAACUCGUUAAAAGGAAUGUCAUGCCUCUAAAGACAUGUAUGCUAAUUGGCUAGUUAUAUAAUGAAGCACUGAUACCUUCUGACAGCUCUUAAACUCGGAAGACAUACAGGAGAGUUUUGACUGUGGACAAAUUAACCUGCUCCAGUUCUAUCAGCUCAGCUGGCAUUUAUACCACUUGCAAGAAAGCUAAGACUUUUUUCUACCACAAAAUUUUGGAGUGCCACAAUGAAUAUUUCAACAGACCUUUAAUUAAGUACUAAUAAUAUUGAAGUAAAAAAUAACAAAAGGAAAAUCCAUGUAACUGGCAUUUUAUAAAUUAAAGUGGUCCUGUUUGGAAAAUGGUUGAGAAAAGUGACUUUUCACUGGAUUGUUAAGUGACAGAAGGGAUGCAACACAAUUCAGCUCUGGCAAUGCCCAGUAUGGGACUCUGGGCAGCUGCCACUAUUUUGGUUCGACCUAUCUAGUGGAUUUUGCCCAAAUGGAAGACACAUAUUUAAGAAAGGUUGCCCAGUUUUUAUGGCUUUGCUCUUUCAAUCGUGGAUCUGAUUUAAGGAUACACCAACUCAGUAUUAAGUAACAGUCUGGAUGGUCCGGGCUAAAGAGUCUCAAUGCCUUGAUUGUCCUUAAGAUGAAGGUAUGGAAGAGGACAGCUACUGUUUUGAUUCUCCUCUGUGCUGUGUUGUCCCUUUUGGUCUAUGCAGAAGUCUACUACAGGAGAUGGAUGUUCAAUUCGGCCUCCUCCUCCUCACGGUCGGUCAUACGCUCAAAUUGGAAUGGGCAAAGAAGAUUCCCUCGGGGUCUGGAGCGCAAACAGCCAAUGAUUUCCCAAUACACAGCUCUCUUCGAAAGCUACACACAAGCCGAGAUUCGGGAACUUGUUUCUACUUUGGUAGAAAGGUACAGCCAGUCUGCACACUCUGGAGACGACCCAAAAAAUGGUGCCAGGAUGAAGAGGGCCCGAGUGCGCAAACAACCUUGUGCCCUCAAGGAAGUAGAGGUGAGCGUAAGCGAACUUGGACUGGGCUACGUGUCCGACGAAACUGUCCUGUUCCGCUAUUGCAGUGGUACCUGCGAUGCCGCUGUGCGCAAUUACGACCUUUCAUUGCAAAGCAUACGAGGCAAGAAGAAGAUCAAAAAAGAGAAAGUCAGAGCCCGGCCUUGCUGCAGGCCAACAGAGUACGACGAUGACGUGUCUUUUCUGGACUCCAAAAACCAUUACCAUACCAUCAAAGAGGUCUCUGCAAAAGACUGUGGCUGUGUUUGAUAAAAAUGUAGGGUGGAGAAGCAGUAAAUAAGCCUAAGAGUAAGGCAACCCCCAACAGAGAGCCAGUGUACCCUCCCUGGUGCCAGUAUGCCCAAUGGGAACAAAAAGGUCACAAAGUUGUAUUAAAUUUCUACCUCACUCAAAGCUUUCAAAUGGAAAUCAGCUUUGUGGCACAAAAACAAAGAUGGACUGAGUAAACAAGAUCAUGCAUUUGCACAGUGUUAUGGCACCCACAGAGAAAGAGGUCGGCAUCUCUGUCAACAUUUCUACUGUUGAUAUGAAGGAUCCUACAUUAAGGUGGAAAUACCGAGAUACAAAUAACUAUAUUGAACUUGAAAAUAAAUAUCACAUUAUAUUUAAGAAGGUUCACUGCUCAUGUAUUUGCAACUAUUUCAUAUAACAGUGACCAAGCUGAAAUAAGAUGUAAAGUUUCAUAGCAGUAAGACAUCUUCAUUCAGUUGACCAAAUCUAUAGUUCAAGUAUGAGAGUCUAGUAGACUAUUACAAUUAACAUGAGGUAUCAAAAGGCCAUUGCAUCUAGCUUUGUCACUUCCAGAAAGGAAGUGGCCAUCUACACUGAGCAGAUAACAUAGUGAUUGUGACUUUGGUGCCAAAAGCCUCAUAUUCCACAAGGAGUGACAUUGACUUUUUCCAUUUGUGCUGACCUUUACAAUGUGUCUGAGACUGUACCACCGGUUAUCAACUUUAUUUAACUGUAUACAUAUAUGUAUGUCUGUCUUAUACUAUAUGUUUGUGCCUGGGGGCAAUUUCCAUGCACAUAUCUGGGUCAUGAGUAUUAUCAAGCUCUUUAAUAAUUAUCCAGGGUUAUAUAAGGCUGUAUUGCAGCAGUGUGAAGCUAGUAGUUACACAAAGUGCUGCCACUGGUAGUUAAACCACACUAUAGUCACACAUAGCAUAGUCACAUUCCACAAUAUACUAAUAUUAGUAUAAAGAAUUGAUUAAUCCAGUAAACAGGUACAUCUGUUGGGGAUACACAAAAUGCGCUAUUUUAAAGAAAUAUCAAACAUUAGUUAGGGGAAAAUUAUAAAGUUCUGACUGCAUUCAGGGCCACCAUCUGGGGUAUACAGUGGGUACGUCAGGGGUCUCAAGAUAGAAUAGCAUGAUUCAUGAGAUGUGAAAGGCGGGGCUUGCAGGUGAGUGGAUACAUUUGUGAGGACCAUUGGUGGAGCUUUGAAAUAAUUAAUUCGAACUACAGGCAUGGGUCUUUUUCCAUUAAGGCUCCAUAUUACUUGUUUGCAGGGUCCACCACCCAGGGGGUACAGGUGACUGUUGGCAAAAAAAUUGCAGCCUCCUGGGGGAAGAGCCUUGCUAAAUUAGUAAUAUUGGGCCCGUUAUUGCGUCCAUGAAAGCAUUACACACAGUUUUCUUGUACCAUGUAGCAACAUCCCUAACAGCUUUAGGACAUUUUAUGCUAGGAGUUGUACAACUAAGAAAGUCAUUGAGAAUAAUGCUGGCCAUGCAGACUAGUUUAUAUUUGCUUCUGAUGCUGUUAUAGUUGUUGUCAGCUUGUACCAUAGCACCUUAAACCCAACACCCAAGAUUGAUUUUAAUGGCAUAUUCAGAAAUUACUGGCCCUCGCAGCUAAAUGUUUUUAGAGCUCUUUGGGUAGAUAACCUGCCUUAUAAACAUAUUUCCCAGCAUUCAGUCUAUCCUCAUGGCAGUAGCAUGGGUAAACCAAUCAUUAUUACCCAUUCACUUACAGACAGACUGGUGCUCCUAUGUGGAAAACCUUGAAAUAAUGGAAAAAGGAGGAUUAAGCUGAGGAUUAAGUUUAAGAGAUGCGUAUAUAAAUCAUAUAUAUAUACAAGUCCCCUUUAAUUUCAUUACCUAUUCAUAAUGCAAAUAGUAAAACUGUAAUGAAAAUUGCAGUUACACACAUAUUUUACCCAGAAAUUCUGUAAAUCUUGUGUCUGAAAAGUCACCAUGGAUUAGAUAAAAGGCCAGCAUGCACUGUGUUGCUAGGAAGAUAUCUUAUAAUACUGAAAUGCAGGUCUAUUUACCUGCGAGGAGCAGCAUACUUUGACAACAGAAUAAUCUAUCACUGCCUCAGUCUGUGCUGAUAGUGAUUAUAAUCUCCUGCCAAAAUGUCACAUCAUUCAAAGAACAAUAGAAAUCAUGAACAUUUAGUUCAACUGUUAGUCCUUUUUAGCUAGCGUAUUAUGAUCUGCUGCUUAUAUGGAUAGACCACCCUCUAGUGGUGUUUAAAAUGAACUAAGUAUUACCAAUGACAAUACAGAAUCAUUUAAUGUUUAUUGUUUUUUUUUUUUUGUUGUUGUGGCGCAUCAAAAUCCUCCAAAGUCUGCAAUUUAGUUCUUGGAACCUGAGCAACAGAAAGGUCGAGUUACACGCCUAUGAUACAGAGGAGCUUACUUAAUAUCAAAUCAAGCUUUACUACAUAAAAUCUGGAUAUCGUUCAAAAGAGAUUUGAGCACUGCUUAUUUAUAGUAGAUUGAAUCACCACUAUUACUGACUGAGUCCAAGUUGCACUAAGCAAACAGAUCAGAAAGAAGCAGCAAAAAGGAGCAGGCAGUGACGAAAACAGUCUACAAAGAAUGCGCAGAAGUAAUGGUGGCCAUACACAUAAGAUUCGCUCGCUUGGCUAGGUCGCCCAACAAGCAAAUCUUUCCCCAGGUUUGCCCACCUUGGUGGGCGAUAUUGUGCUAAUGGCCCUAGGACCAAACAAUUGCAUUACAAUAAAGGGGAUAAGAGACGUUGGAGUGAGGAUCUCAUCAAUGAGACAAUGCGGUCCCCAUUCAGACAGAAAAAUCAAGCCUAUCCGAUCAACAUCUGGAUAAUUUUUUUGCCAGAUAGCGGUCGGGAGGCCUGUCAGAUAAUCGGGCAGAUAAGCUGUCAAAUCAGUCUGAAGGACCCAAAUCCACAGCCCAUGAAUGGCCACUUUUAGUCUCCCUUGCAUUAGAUCAGUUCUCUAGGAUAUUCUAUUAUUUGUAGAGAAUUACUUAAUUAAAAUGAAACCUUACAGCAGGCUGUUUUUCAUUCCCUGCUGCCUGCCCAUUUCUUCUGUCUCUGAUCCUCAUAUCUAAGCCAGAGUAAACAAACAGUGCAGCAUAUGGAAAUGAAGUUGCUUCAGCUUUUGUUCUAGCAAAGAGAGUCUGACUCUUGACAUUUUGUCAGGGAAUUCUAGGAUCAACAACUUGCAUGAAUGUUUACAUGAGCUACAACUCCAUGGAAAAAAAAGAUGUAUUGAAACUCUGCAGCUUUGGCAAGGUGCAUGAGUCAGUCUUGGCUGCAUGUUAUUAGAAUUUACUUUAUGUAGGCUGGCCUUGCCAUCUCAGAUACAUGCAAAUAAGCCUUGUCAGAUCAUCAGUUUAUUCCCAAAUAUUAAAUAACCGUUCACUUUUUAUAUUACAAUUACACACUGUGUGGUAACCAUCUUUUCUUGCAUUACUGCAAAUGAAAUAUAUAAAUAUAUAUAUAAAUAUAUUAAAAGUUUUGCUAAAGCCAACAAAAGAUAUGUUUAUUUUAUUUCCUUUGUUAUUUAAA